Fusarium verticillioides 7600 is the source of this 1143-nucleotide messenger RNA. RefSeq lists its product as hypothetical. The record is from RefSeq and is a predicted model, not a curated record. The coding region runs from base 1 to 1143 and encodes 380 amino acids. Lineage: Eukaryota; Fungi; Ascomycota; Sordariomycetes; Hypocreales; Nectriaceae. The transcript has a single exon.
AUGGCGUCUCGCAGUUUUGCGGCAGAGGAUGAAUACAUCCUCCCAUAUACAUUUCCUGAUGAAGAGCACCGUUGCGAGGAUCCUGUUCAACGCGCAGAUCAGAAAAAGAAAGUCCGGGAUGUGUACGAGCAGGCAAGAAAGGUCAUGCAUCGGAAAGCCAUCGCCGAAAUUUUCGACUACCUAGUGAGGGGGGAAUGGAUUCACUCUGCUGAGCGUGCCAGCGCUCAUCCUGCCUACAGACGCUUCAUGGGGAAAAGUAGUUACAAUGGACGCGUGCCAACUCUUUACUACCCUGAGUUCCUCGCAAUCCAGGCAAUCUUUCCUCAAGACCGCGACGACCCGGAUAUUCACGAAGCAGUGCGGAACUUGUAUGAGACGGUGUCAAGACACUGGGGUAUGAAGGCUACCCCAGGUAUUCCUUUCUUCCCUCGUCUCCAAGACUCCGAUCGAGAACUUCGACUCCUGGUCGGCAAUCACCCCAUUAGAUCGAAGAUAGUGGGAAGAUCUGACCCUGGCCCAUCUCUCACUACGCCCCUUGCGUCCAGGCCUUCUCCCAGGCCCGAGGUACAGGAGUCAGGCUUCCAGAACACCCAGGACAAUAUAAAUGUCUCGCCCAGCGCCCCAAGCACCUCCAUCAAUAGUGCCAGGCCAGUCCCAAACACACCCAGCGGUAUAAGCCCCUACGUGGAAGACCUCAAUAACAAGUUCCUUGAGAAAGAACAACGUAUCACAGACCUCGAGCGCAAGCUGAAGAAGAAGGAACAGGAACUCAAAGAUAAAGACUUCCAGAUGAACAACCUCGGGUACAAACAGCGAUAUGAGCAGGCGCAGGAACAGAAGAUGGAGGCCCAACGUGCACUUCGUGAUACGCGGCAACGAUGCCGUGAGUUAGAGGUGCUUGUCAAUAAAUACGAAGAGAAGAGUAAGCAGCUCAAGCACCAACUCCUGAAGUCUCAAGAAAACAGCACCCGCUCGCUCACCGCCGCCUUACAGGCCCAAGGUCAUCUAGGCCUUGGCCAGCAGCAAUUGGAUAGGUCCUUGAGCCUCCUGAGCGAACCUAUCGAUGAGUUCAACACCAACCCAGAGGGUGCUGGUAUUGCUGCCCUCGAUCAACGAGUCAACAAAAGAGCUCGCGAAACCUGA